AUGUCGUGUUCUGCCGUAAACUGCACGACGAAUCGAAGUAGUCAUGGUAUACAUCUAUUCAGAUUUCCGGCUCAACUUGAACGCAGAAAAAUUUGUAUAAAUAAUACCAGAAGAGCUCAAUGGCAACCUACAGAAUCUGCUCGUCUGUGUGAAGUUCAUUUUGAAGAGAACCAAUUUGAAAGAAAAAGGAUAGAUGGCUGGAUUAAAUUAAAAUGGGACGCCAUUCCUACAAUUUUUAAUGUUCCAAAUCCACCGAAGAGCACAAUGACAAAAAGUAAAUCCAAAUACAAGAUACUUGAUCCUCCUUUGAAUGUUCAACCAAAUGAAAUUGAAAAUACAACUGGUGCAAGUAUGCAGUCAUUGCAGUCUAUACCUGAUGAUAGAGUGUUGGACAAAAUUAAAUUGAAAAUAAAACUGAUGAAAAUAUGCAGUCAUUGCAGUCUGUAAGUAUGAUCAUAAAAUAAAAUAUUAA
This is a messenger RNA of Metopolophium dirhodum (rose-grain aphid), 472 nucleotides long. Its product is annotated as THAP domain-containing protein 7-like. The transcript is spliced from 4 exons. NCBI's taxonomy places the organism in Eukaryota, Metazoa, Arthropoda, Insecta, Hemiptera, Aphididae. The coding region runs from base 1 to 447 and encodes 148 amino acids. The record is from RefSeq and is a predicted model, not a curated record.